Messenger RNA from Ostreococcus tauri, 873 nucleotides. Its product is annotated as Tetratricopeptide repeat. Gene Ontology annotation, molecular function: Hsp90 protein binding. The transcript has a single exon. Bases 1 to 873 code for a protein of 290 amino acids. The record is from RefSeq and is a predicted model, not a curated record. NCBI's taxonomy places the organism in Eukaryota, Viridiplantae, Chlorophyta, Mamiellophyceae, Mamiellales, Bathycoccaceae.
AUGUCCGAACGCGCCGCCCGCCACGCCGCCGCCAAGACCGCCAAAGAGCGGGGUUCCGCUCUAUACCGCGACGGCGACUAUCAAGAGGCUGUGAAGGCGUUCAGCGAGGCGAUUAAGGUCGCACCGAAGGACGAUGAAGACUUAGCAGUAUAUCACAGCAAUCGCGCCGCAGCGUACUUGAGACUGAACGACGCUCGCUCGGCGAAGAAAGACGCAGACGUGUGCGUGAAGGCCCGGCCGUUGUGGGCGCGCGGUUGGUCGCGCGUCGCCGCGGCGUGUGAGAUGUUGGGCGACGACGCGGGCGCGGAGAAGGCGUAUGAAAAAUUGAUUUCGCUCGAUGGCGAUAACGUAGACGCGCGAAGGAGCUUGAGAGCGGUUCGCGAGCGAUUAGCAACUAGAGGUGCGCGAGGACGACCGGGCGGUGGGUUCAAGAUCCCCUCGAUACCAAGAUUUUCGAUGCCGAGCCUGGCGGAUGCCGGAGUGGCUGUCGCAGCGGGAAUCUCGAUGGCGAAGAUGCGGUACGAUAGAAUGUCCCCGAAUCAACAGCUCGCGGUGAAGUGCAUCUUGGGUGUCGUGAUAUACAUGGUAUUCACGCGCGUGUACAGGUUUCUGGGUUUCGGACGGUACUCGUAUUAUGAUGAUUACUAUGACGACGUGGGAUUUGGCGGCGGCGGUUUCUCCUUGUACUCAAUCAUCGGCGUCGUUGCCCUGUAUUACGCUCACAAGAGCGGCGCGAGCUGGUGGAACUUGUUAUCCAUCGCGCAAAUGUUUGGUCUCACGGGAGGCGGACGCCGGCGUGGAUACGGAGGUUACGGACGAUACGGCGGUAUGCCUGGCAUGGGCGGUUUCGGGCGCCCGGGCAUGUUCUUCUGA